This is a messenger RNA of Syzygium oleosum, 1674 nucleotides long. Its product is annotated as lecithin-cholesterol acyltransferase-like 1. Gene Ontology annotation, biological process: lipid metabolic process. Bases 3 to 1538 code for a protein of 511 amino acids. The transcript is spliced from 2 exons. The record is from RefSeq and is a predicted model, not a curated record. Lineage: Eukaryota; Viridiplantae; Streptophyta; Magnoliopsida; Myrtales; Myrtaceae.
AAAUGAAGAGAAAAAAACCAAAGCCCAUAAAAGAUAUCAUCUCCCCAAAGGCCCAAUUCCAUCACUUCCCGACAUUCUUCAAGAUCAACCCACCGUUGUUGAUGGCGAAUCCUCCUCCACCCAUCUCUCUCUCUCUCUCUCUCUCUCUCUCUCUCUCUCUCUCUGCGCAUAACCGACGACGAAAGGGCCAAUACCAGAGCAAAGCACAGGCACAGCAAAUGAGGAACGGCGAUUCGCCGCUCCUUGCGAGAGCAACGAUCGGGAUCAUCUGGGCGGCCGCGAUGCUGUGCACGUGCCACUCGCGGGCCGACCUCCACCCCCUGAUCGUCGUCCCGGGGAGCGGCGGCAACCGGCUGGAGGCGCGGCUGACGGGGGAGUACAAGUCCUCGAGCUUGCUAUGCAGCCGGCUGUUCCCGCCGGUCCGGGACCGGGACGGGUGGUUCCGGCUGUGGUUCGAGCCGAGCGUGCUCCUCGCCCCGUUCACCAAGUGCUUCGCAGACCGGAUGACGCUCUACUACGACCCGGGGUCGGACGACUACUACAACGCCCCCGGGGUCGAGACCCGGGUGAGCCGGUUCGGUUCCACGGAGUCGCUCCGCUACCUCGAUCCCCAUCUCAAGCAAGCCACAUCAUACAUGGCAACUCUAGUUGAAUCCCUCCAAAAGGUUGGGUAUGUCGACGGCAAAACCCUAUUUGGAGCUCCUUACGACUUCCGGUACGGCUUAGCUGCCGAUGGCCACCCGUCUCGCGUCGGCUCCAAGUUCUUACGGGACCUCAAGGACCUAAUCGAAAAGGCUACGGCAUCCAAUAAAGGCAAACCGGUAAUCCUCCUCUCUCACAGCCUCGGAGGCCUCUUCGCCCUCGAACUUCUCAACCGAAACCCUAGCUCGUGGCUUCGAAGGCACAUCAAGCACUUCAUUGCCCUUUCUGCCCCAUGGGGCGGCAGCAUCGAUGAAUUACUCACCUUCGCCUCUGGCAACACCCUCGGAGUUCCCUUGGUAGAUCCGUUGAUAGUACGCGAAGAACAAAGGAGGUCCGAGAGCAAUUUAUGGCUCCUUCCAUCCCCAAAAGUUUUCGACAUCGAAAAGCCACUCGUGAUCUCUCCAUUUGCAAACUAUACGGUUGGCAACAUUGUGCAGUUUCUAAACGAUAUCGGGUUUCCAGAGGGAGUCCAACCGUAUAAAUCAAGGAUCUUGCCACUCAUAGAGAGACUGGCAGUCCCAGAGGUGCCGGUGACGUGCGUGUUCGGCUCAAACGUGAAGACACCGGAGAAGCUAAUAUAUAGAAGCAAGGCUGAGGGCUUUGAUGAGCAACCGGAGGUGGUAUAUGGCGACGGAGACGGUACGGUAAACAUGGCAAGCUUGUUAGGGCUCGAGUCUUUGUGGAAGGAAAAUCGGAAACAACAAUUCAAGGUGGUUACGAUUCGUGGAGUUUCGCAUAUGUCGAUAUUGAAAGAAGAAAUUGCCCUUCAGGAAAUUGUUCAAGAGAUCGUGAAUGUACAUGCAAAUCACAUAGAAAGCUCAAAUGUGCAGAGAUGAGAGUUAUAUGUAAAAUGCAUGUGUGUACUUAAUUGGGCAUACCCGUCAAGAAGACGUGAGUUGAAAUUAUUAGGCUCAUUUGAAACUCUGAUGUACUCUUGUAGAUGAAUAAGUCCAAUACAUAGAUUUUUAUCCA